This is a messenger RNA of Entrophospora candida, 2796 nucleotides long. The record is from the annotation of a GenBank genome assembly. NCBI's taxonomy places the organism in Eukaryota, Fungi, Glomeromycota, Glomeromycetes, Entrophosporales, Entrophosporaceae.
AUGUCAACAAGUAAAAUUGAAGAAAUCCAUCAACAUAUUAAUGAAAUAAAUGAAAAGAUUCCUUUACAACAAGAAGAGGUCGUUAUAAUUAUUGGUGAUACAGGAGAAGGGAAAAGUUCUCUCUUAAAUUAUUUAGCUGAAGUUCCCCUGUUUGGUAAAAAGAGAAAAGGGUUUGAUGAGUUUGUUAUUUACACUGAAAAUCCUUUAAAAGGUAGUGAGAUUACCGAUGGAAGUGUUUCAAAAACUUCUUUGCCAUCAGGUUGGAAAGAGUAUUGGGAUUGUCCUGGUUUUGGGGAUACACGUGGUGAGGUCCAGGAUAUUGUAAAUGCCUAUUCAAUUUACAAGUUAAUCAAAAGUGCAAAAAAAGUAAAGGUUUUGAUCACUGUUUCUGAGGCUACAAUUAAGAUGUCAAGGAAUAAGAGUUUCUUGGAUCUUAUUCGUAAUAUAGGAGAAAUUUUUAAAAACACAGAUAAAGACAAGUUAGUUCAAGGGUUAUGUCUGGUAGUAACAAAAAAUGAGACUCUUAACUUGGAAAAAAUGAGAUAUGUUUUACAUGAAAUUUGUAAGGAACAGAAUGGUCAAAAAAAUUUCAGUGAAACUCAAGGAAAAAUACUUGAUUUUUUGUCUUCCUCUGAAAGUCAAAUUGUUUUUUUCAAUACACCAAAAAAAGAAGGUCUUAUUUCUUAUGAGGACAGAUCUCAAAUCCUGGAAGGUAUAAAGAAUAUUUCUUAUUUGGAAAAAUCAGAACCUAGCAUUUCUUUUCAAUCUGGAUCAAAAAAUUAUAUUGGAGAUUUAGUAAAUAAGCUUAAUGAUGACAUAGAAAAUUUUAUAAAAGAUAAAUUUUAUCCAGGAAUUCUAGGCUACCUUAAUAAUUUAAUAGACAAUCAUUUAGGCACAGUUAAAGAGUUAAAAGAAUCUCAACCUUUAAAAUAUUUCCAUGAUCAAUUGAAUGAAAUAACUAGUGAACCACAACAGUUUGAAAAUAAUCUUGAUCAAAUUUCCUCAAUCACUAAACUUUUCCAAAUAAAAGAACUUGAAGAGGAAUUUGAUAAAAAAAUUUUACAAUUAAAAUUCAUUAAGCUUAUUAAACCCGAAAUUAAAGGCAAUACUAACAGCUGGCAUCAUUCUAUUAUAUAUAAAUCUAUUCAGGACAUAGGUAUGCUGACAUCUCCACCUGAAAAAGAUCAACAAAGACAAGUGUUAACUCUCAAAGGCCUAAUUAUUGGUGCUGAGGAUAUUAAUGCUGCUAUGAAAGAUAAAGAACUAUCUGAAAUAAACGUUUACAGCUUGAACAGUUUGUUUAUUGAUGAAGAUAUAGAUGCACCAGGAAUUGAUUUGACAUUAAUGUCUCCCAAAUGGCAUGUUGUAGGCAAAAGAAAAAUUAGUUUAAAAGGUAAAUCUGGCACUCAGCACCAACCAAGUAAAGCAGUUGAUGGAAUUGAUGAAAGAGAUGGAAAUAGAGAACAAAUUAAUGGAUUACCUGGGUUGCCUGGGUUGCCUGGUAAAAAUGGAGGGCAUUUUUAUGCCAAAGGAAAAAAAUUUUUCAAUCUUUCUUCCUUAACUAUUGAUGUUAGUGGUGGAGAUGGUGGACAAGGUCAAGAUGGUGGUAAUGGUGGCAAUGGACUGGAUGGUUCAGAUAUUGGAAAAGAAAUUGUAGAAAGUAGAGAUGAACCUGCUCUUGUUUCAAGGAAAAAAGUAACAGGAAACAUCAUAUUAAGUGGAAUGAAAUUUCUUUUGACCUUUAAUAAUAUAUUUACAGAAAUAUAUGAAAGUUGUGAUAAAGGACAUGAAGGAGGAAAUGGUGGAAAAGGAGGGAAAGGUGGCUUUGAAGGGAAACCUGGCUUUGUAAUCAUAGAUAGUCCAUUUCUAUUAUCUGAAACUCCUACUAUUUCCAAAGCAGGGAGUAAGAAGGGUGAAAAUGGUACAGGAGGGGAACCAGGAAAAGGUGGAAAAAAUGUAAAAUAUUGUGGGGUAUACAUUAAUGAAGUGAUAUUUCCUGAGUUUAGAGGCUGCAAGGAAAAAAAUUCAGAAAAUUUAAAAGAUUUAGAAAAUUUAGAAAAUUUAGAAGAUUUAAAAGAUUUAGAAGUUUCUAAACCUAGAGAAACGAUAACUGGAGUAAUAGCAGGAACAGGAAUUGCAACAGCCGCAGGAGGUAUUGUUGCCAAAGCAACGGCUAAGGAACUAGUUUUACAACAAUCAGCCCAAGUAACUAUGAAGGAGGGGACAAAACAAUUAGUCUCAAAGGUGUGGUGGUGGCAAAGUUCAUCCGUUCUAACAGCAGAAGGUAGUAAGGCAGCAAUACAACAGAUAUCUAAAGAUACUUUUAAGAUUGUUACUCAAGAGGCAGCUGAAGAAAUAACAAAGCAAGGAGGCAAAGUUAUAGUAGACAAUGUUUUAAAAAUAGGUGCUACUGAAUCAGGUAAACAUGUUGUAAAAGUUGGUGCUUCUACUGGUGCUUCUCUGUUCAAAGGUAUGGGCACAGGCUUAAUAUUCCAAGCGGUGGCAUCUUCAUUAAGUGCAUAUUUAUCAAGUCGUUGGGAAAAAGAGGUACACAAAGUAGAUUGUGGAUAUGCUUCUAAUGGAAAAUCACCCAACUCAUUUAAUGACCAAGAUAUUCAAAGACCUUCUGAACUUUUCAUAAACAAAUAUAAGAAUGUUUGUUAUAAUGAUUUUUAUGCUCAGAGGAAAAAUGAUCAUCUUCUUCCUGAUGUGUGUCUCGACCUUGAUUUUAUAUCCAAUAGAAUUUAUGAUGAUUGUAAUAUUGUUUUUACAAAUCGUUCGUCGACAUCCAGCUAG